GGUGGCGGCGGCAGCAGCGGCGGCGGCGGCAAAGCGGCGGGGCGGGCCAGGCCGAGGAAAGGAUGGUCUGCUUCGGGGACCGCUCCCCGGGCUGCUCGCGCCUGGGGCUGGGCGGGUGAGCGGGUCUCCCCGCAGGCAGGCGGCGCUCCAGCAGCGCCCGCAGGCGCCGCUGGCCCAGCCCCGUCAGCGCCCCGAGAAGAGCCGCCGAGGGAGCGGCUUGUCCGCGGCAGCAGCGGCGGGGGAGGGAGGGGGCGGACUCCAAGGGGCUCCCGGACGGGGUCCCUCUCCCUGCCGCCGCCGCCGCCGCCGCCUUCCAGCCGCAUCAUGGCCGCGAAGUCCGACGGGGGGCGGCUGAAGAUGAAGAAGGGCAGCGAGGUGGCGUUCACGCCGCUGCAGAACUCGGAGCACUCGGGCUCGGUGCAGGCGCUGGCCUCGGGCUUGCCCUCGGCGGCGGGGCCCGGCGGCGCCGAAGACGACGAGGCGCCUGGCGGCGGCGGCGGCUGCUGCUCCUCCGGCGGCUGCCGUUGCUGCUGUAGCGGCGGCGGCGGCGGGCGGGCGGCCGGGGGCUCGCGGGGCUCGGGCGGCGGCUCGUCGUCGCUGUGCCUGCGGCUGGGCCGGGAGCAGCGGCGCUACACGCUGUGGGACGGGCUCUGGAUCCUGGCGGCCGUGGCCGUGUACUUCGCGGACGUGGGCACGGACCUCUGGCUGGCGGUCGACUACUACCUGCGCGGCCAGCGCUGGUGGUUCGGGCUGACGCUCUUCUUCGUGCUGCUGGGCUCGCUCUCGGUGCAGGUCUUCAGCUUCCGCUGGUUCGUGCACGACUUCAGCAGCGAGGACGGGGCGGCGGCGGCGGCGGCGGCGGCAGGGGCGCCCGGCUCCUCGUCGGCCGGCGGCCACGGCGAGAGCAAGCUGCUGGUGAGCAGCGGUUCCGCCGCGGGGGACAUGGAGGCCGGCGCCCGGCCCGGCACGCCGCAGAGGCAGGCGUCCAACGCCAGCAAGGGCAACGCCACCAACAGCACCAACAGCAGCAGCAGCACCAACGCCGCCACCGGAGGAGCGGCAGGGGCGGGCGGCGGCGGCGGCAUCCGGCCCCCCAAGAGCCGGUCCGCCUCCUGCGCCUUCUGCAUCUGGCUCAUGCAGUCGCUCAUCCACAUCCUGCAGCUGGGGCAGAUCUGGAGGUAUUUUCACACUAUCUACUUGGGCAUCCGAAGUAGACAGAGUGGGGAUAGUGACAGAUGGCGCUUUUAUUGGAAAAUGGUCUAUGAGUAUGCAGAUGUGAGUAUGCUGCAUUUGCUUGCUACAUUUCUAGAAAGUGCCCCACAACUGGUCCUCCAGCUCUGCAUUGUUGUACAGACACGUACUCUUCAGGCCCUCCAAGGACUUACUGCUGCAGCAUCCCUUGUGUCUUUGGCAUGGGCUUUGGCUUCCUAUCAAAAAGCACUUCGUGAUUCCCGUGAUGACAAGAAGCCAAUCAGUUAUAUGGCUGUGAUAAUCCAGUUCUGCUGGCAUUUCUUCACAAUUGCAGCCCGGGUGAUUACUUUUGCUCUCUUUGCCUCUGUUUUCCAACUGUAUUUUGGGAUCUUCAUCGUCCUCCACUGGUGCAUCAUGACCUUCUGGAUUGUCCAUUGCGAAACGGAGUUCUGCAUCACUAAGUGGGAAGAGAUUGUCUUUGAUAUGGUCGUUGGGAUCAUUUAUAUCUUUAGUUGGUUCAACGUCAAGGAGGGAAGGACACGCUGUAGGCUUUUCAUUUACUAUUUUGUGAUCCUUUUGGAAAACACUGCCUUGAGUGCUCUUUGGUACCUAUACAAGGCUCCUAUGAUUUCUGAUGCGUUUGCCAUACCGGCACUAUGUGUGGUGUUCAGCAGCUUUUUAACCGGCAUUGUUUUUAUGCUGAUGUACUAUGCCUUCUUUCAUCCCAAUGGACCAAGGUUUGGGCAGUCACCAAGCUGUGCUUGUGAGGACUCUGUAGCUGCCUUUACUCUUCCUCCAGAAGUAGCAUCAAGUACUUUAAGGUCUAUUUCUAAUAACAGGAGUGUCACAAGUGACCGGGAUCAGAAAUUUGCAGAGAGAGAUGGGUGUGUGCCUGUUUUUCAGGUGAGACCUACUGCACCUUCUACUCCUUCAUCCCGGCCACCAAGGAUUGAAGAAUCUGUCAUUAAAAUUGAUCUCUUCAGGAAUAGGUAUCCAGCAUGGGAGAGACAUGUAUUGGACAGGAGCCUGAGAAAGGCCAUUUUAGCUUUUGAAUGUUCGCCUGCUCCUCCACGGCUACAAUAUAAAGAUGAUGCCCUUAUACAGGAGCGGUUGGAAUAUGAAACAACAUUAUAAAUACAAUUUUUAAAGAGAGCUCAAUGCAGCGGCUAUGAUACAUCCAAAAUAAAAGGGUGGCAAUAGGGCCGUGGCAAUAACUUAACUGCAUUCUACAGCAGAGCAGCAAGAUGUAAUAGUAUCUGGCUACCAUCAUGUUUAUCAUUUGAUCCGCUGUCCCACAGUCUGUCGGUAGUACACCUAUAAAGCAGCAGCAUCCAAGAGCCUCAAAGAAUCUGACUGAGAAAUAGACCUAGUCCAGUUACUUCCUAUUUCUUUCAAAGUGCACUGCACAGUAUUUAAAAGUAAAACAGGAAGGUUUGAAUGAGUUGCAUCAACAUACUAGUUAAUGCAUUUUUAUUUUAUUUUAGAGAAACUUCAACUCUUGGUGUUUGCAUAGUCAUUUACAAAAUGAAGAAACAGUUGGGGGGAUGUCAAAAUAACUUAUUUUGUAAAAGGCAAUGUUACUGUUAAGUGAACUCUAGUUUCUAUAAAAGAAAUUAUAAAAAAAUAUUAUUCUCUGGUUUUGAAUAGGUAAAUCAUAAAACAUUUGCAAAAGAAUUACAAUUUGAAAAAGACAUUAAGGAUUUUUUCUGAGUCUAGAACUAAAUUAAAUUCUAACUGAGCAAAAUACAUGUGUUGUAAUCUAAGGAGCUCUUCAUUUUUAUAUAUUUAUUUGCUUUCUUUUAUUCUAUUUAACAGAAAUAUUAUACAUACAAUUUCAGGGGUUUGGCAUUUUUGAAACAGAAAUUCUAUGCAGAUGGCUCCCCAGCUUUCAGCUAGUCUUUAGCAAUGUUAAUUAAAUGAUAAUCAUGAUUAAAUUUUCAAUUAGAAAAAAAGAGUGAGAAAGAGAAAUGGCAUGAAAACAAGAAGGUAUAUUUCCUGUAAUUGAACUUUUGGCGAUCAUAUUCAGGACAAUAUUAAGAGAUGAACAGACUUUUAACUUACAUUUUUUUCAGGAUCUGGGAUGCAUAGCUCUGUGUGUGCAGAAGAUGUGAUAAGAAACCACAAUGUCAUACCCUUCUAGUGCCAAACAUUGCUGUAACUGCAAAAUUGAUAUUGUUGUUUGAGGGACAGAAAAUGGGUGGCACAAGUACUUAAGCAAGAAGCUGGGAAGAGCAAUCAUACUUUCCACAUUUGCAGACAUCACUAUUUGGUGAAAAUUGGCUACUUGUCUGUAAGUAUCUAAAGUAAACAUACAUUAAACCAGGCUGUGUGCAUCAUGUUCUUGAAUUGGCCAAAACCUGUUUCUCUGUG
Molecule: messenger RNA, 3561 nt
Organism: Podarcis muralis (Common wall lizard)
Lineage: Eukaryota; Metazoa; Chordata; Lepidosauria; Squamata; Lacertidae
Gene: XKR4
Product: XK related 4
Biological process (GO): apoptotic process involved in development; engulfment of apoptotic cell; phosphatidylserine exposure on apoptotic cell surface
Cellular component (GO): plasma membrane
Source: RefSeq, a predicted model, not a curated record